UGUUGGUUGCGUUUGGACAUUGUGUCGCCUUUAGACUUAACAUGAUUCAACUUUUUAAGUCAACAACUUGAGUUCCCAAUCAUUAACUUUAACUACCAUAACUUUCACAGCCAUUAAAUCAUCCCGCCUGACAAAUACUUAAACAGCGGAAAAUUUAAACCGGUCAUUAAAGUGACCGUUGGGCUGUUGAGCGUCCAGAUAGUAAAAACCAGCAGUGAUAAUACCAUCACAGAAAAACAUUCGACACCAGUCCAUAAGUCAUUUUUAAUGCUCCCCCCCCCUCACUAUUUUUAACUCUGACGCAACAAUAAGGCUGUGUCUUAAACAGAAAAUGCAAAUGCUACCACAUAAAGCUGUAAACAUAUUUUCCACUUCCUCUUACAAGAAUCAGUUUGUUUUUGACUGGGGCACCUGUGCGACGCACACAAACGCGCUGAGAGAAGACUUGGUCACUUUGAGGGCACUCGGUUUGUUUUAUUUCAGAGUCGGGCAUGAAGUCAAACAGCAGGCCUCGCGGCAGGAGGAGCGGAGACUGAAAGCGGAUUCAGUGAAGCUCAUCUGCUUUAUCAGGAUGGGCUGCACUUGCAGUGGCCAGAAAGAAGUGAAAGAACAGGGGUUCUAUAAAGGAAAGCACAACUCUCAGGCCUCUCAACCGACAAACCAUAUAGCACGGAGUGGAAACACCAAUAAAGAAAACGACGACACUGUGUAUGUGGCUCAACACGACUUCAAAGCGACGAACGAAAAUGAUCUACCUUUCAGAAAGGGAGACAAACUUCAAAUUUUGCAAGAAAAUGGUGAAUGGUGGCUGGCUAGAUCCCUGCUGACUGGGCAAGAAGGCUUCAUACCAAGCAAUUACGUAGCCAGAGCAGACACGUUCGAGAUAGAAAAGUGGUUUUUCAAGGAUCUGAGCAGGAGAGAGACUGAACGGCUGCUUUUAGCCCCUGGAAAUAAACCAGGCUCCUUCCUAGUUCGAGAGAGUGAGACCAGCAAAGGGUCAUUCUCACUGUCAGUCAGAGAUCAUGAACAAGAGCAGGGAGAAGUGGUGAAACACUACAAGAUCCGGUGCCUGGACAAAGGUGGUUACUACAUCUCCCCUUCGAACACGUUCGCGUCCCUACAGGACCUGGUCCAAUACUACACCCGCACAGCAGACGGUUUGUGUCAGCGGCUGUACGCUCCCUGCAAACCGAAGGUCCCUCUCCAGUCGUGGGCUCAUGAUGAAUGGGAAAUUCCCAGAGAGACGCUGAAAAUGGUGAAGAAACUCGGGGCCGGCCAGUUUGGAGAAGUCUGGAUGGGUUACUACAAGAACACACAAAAGGUCGCUAUCAAGACGUUAAAGGAGGGGACGAUGGCGCCCGAGGCCUUCCUCCAGGAGGCCAACCUGAUGAAGAAGCUUCAGCACGAACGACUGGUGCGGCUGCACGCCGUGGUCACACAGGAGCCCAUUCUCAUCGUCACCGAGUUCAUGAUCAAUGGGUGUCUUCUUGACUUUCUAAAAACAGACGCAGGGAAAAAGCUGACGAUGAAGAAGCUCAUCGACAUGUCAGCGCAGAUAGCCGAAGGCAUGGCGUACAUUGAGAAGAAGAACUACAUCCACCGUGACCUGCGUGCGGCCAACAUACUGGUCAACGAGAUGCUGCACUGCAAGAUAGCGGACUUUGGCCUGGCCAGAAUCAUCGAGACAGAAUACACAGCUCAAGAAGGUGCUAAGUUUCCCAUUAAAUGGACGGCUCCAGAGGCCAUCAAUUACGGCACAUUCAGCAUCAAAUCGGACGUCUGGUCCUUUGGGAUCCUCCUGACAGAAAUAGUCACCUAUGGACGAAUACCUUACCCAGGAAUGACCAACCCAGAGGUGGUGAGGAACCUGGACAAGUCGUACAGGAUGCCAUGUCCGGACAGCUGCCCUCACGAACUCUACGAUAUCAUGAUGAUAUGCUGGAAGCAGCGGCCUGAGGACCGGCCAACAUUCGAGUACCUCCAGAGCACUCUCAAUGACUUCUUUAUCGCCACGGAGGGACAAUAUGAGAUGCAGCCAUGAUCACUCGGGCCUUUCUGAUCCUAUCCAGAGGAGACAGAGUUCAUUAAGGAUCACCCAAGCAUCCUCAGUGUGACUGGUGCAAGUGACUUUUUUUUUUAAAGAGCUCAGAUGGAUUGUUUUUUUUAUUUUUUUAAAUUUUUUUAACGCUGUCGAAUGUAAAAACUAUUUAUAACUUAAUCUAUCAGUAACGGAUACGAGCAUCUGAAAGACAAAAAUUCCACGGCGUUGUAUUACAUGGCUGACUUUACUUCGUCUAGAGGCGGCUCCUGCUCUCGAUAGCUGUCGUGGAUUAUUAGGAUUCACACAUGAUGGUUGGUAGGACUAUGGAAAUACAAAUAAAGUACGUGAUGUCAAAAGGCCUCUCGACCUCGGGGGAAGUCAACACAGGUAAAGUUGGAGAUUAAACAUUUGCAUGGUACAAAAAAACAAAAAACAAAAAAGCGAGCAGCCUGAGAUUACAAGCACAAUAUUUUGCACUUUUCCUUUUCUUCAGCCAAUUCAGCUUAAAUAUAAAGAAAGAAAGAAGGCUUACCAAAGAGAAAUUAUUCUCUAAAUUAUCCCUGCAUUUUUGUAAAUAAAAUAUUUGCAUAAUUU
Messenger RNA from Mugil cephalus (flathead mullet), 2635 nucleotides. RefSeq names its product BLK proto-oncogene, Src family tyrosine kinase (gene blk). The record is from RefSeq and is a predicted model, not a curated record. Gene Ontology annotation, biological process: innate immune response; protein phosphorylation; cell surface receptor protein tyrosine kinase signaling pathway. Gene Ontology annotation, cellular component: extrinsic component of cytoplasmic side of plasma membrane. The transcript has 13 exons. Bases 332 to 2041 code for a protein of 569 amino acids. Gene Ontology annotation, molecular function: signaling receptor binding; non-membrane spanning protein tyrosine kinase activity; ATP binding. NCBI's taxonomy places the organism in Eukaryota, Metazoa, Chordata, Actinopteri, Mugiliformes, Mugilidae.